This is a messenger RNA of Hordeum vulgare subsp. vulgare (domesticated barley), 648 nucleotides long. Its product is annotated as phylloplanin-like. NCBI's taxonomy places the organism in Eukaryota, Viridiplantae, Streptophyta, Magnoliopsida, Poales, Poaceae. The transcript is spliced from 2 exons. The coding region runs from base 37 to 456 and encodes 139 amino acids. The record is from RefSeq and is a predicted model, not a curated record.
AGCCAGACGAAUCAAAGCUCCGACCCGCCCCGACAAAUGGCAUCUAAGCUGGUUCUCCUCGUGGCCGCGCUGGCGUGCGUGCUCGGCGUCGCCGAGGCGAAGCUCGGCAGGCUCAUCGUCAGCGGCGUCGUGCCGUGCAAGACCGGCAGCCUCAUCGACAUCGCCACCUCCCCCGUGUUCCCAAACGCGGAGGUGGAGCUGCGGUGCGCGGGGCAGGUGGUGGCGGGGGCGACGACCAACACCAACGGGUCCUUCACGAUGGAGGCGGACCUGACGAGCGCGCUGGCGGCGUUCAUCGGCCGGUGCUCGCUGGUGGUGGACACGCCGCUCAUCAAGUGCGACGCGCAGCUGCCGCCGGCGGGGAAGCUCGUGUCCUACCUGCGGGGUCCGCUCACCAGGCUGCUCGGUGGCAUCUUCCACCUCUUACCCGCCGGCUUCUCCUUCCACAGCCGAUGAACGAAAUUUGUUCGUUGCGCAUCUCAGCAUGCAGAGAUGAGAGAUCUGGUUAACUACCUCUUCUCUUUGUCUACCUUUAGUUCGCGCGGAAAUGAAAUGUAUGGAAGUUGCAGGAGCUGCAAGCGCUUGUAACUGUUGAAGUGGUUGUAACUUGUAAGCUCGCUAAGUUGAACAACUGGAUGGAUAAUCAUA